CAGUCACAGCGACUAAGAUUAAACGUCUCUGUGAAGUUGUUACUUGAAAAAGUUAUGUUCUUCAUAACAAGAGAAAAGUUUAGUGGCUGGAUUUUCAAGAAUUUAAUGAUCCUUCUGAUUUUCCUACAAGCCUCCCUGUAUUCCUUUGCAAUGGGACAAAAUGUUUUUGAGGUAGCAGAAUCAGUUGUGCUGCCAUGCAAGUACUCAGGUAAUUUGCCAGAGCGAAACCGUUCAGUGAUCUGGAGACGCUAUGAUCUCAAACCACAAACAGUCCAUCUGCGGAGAGAAGAAGAUGAUCUUCGAGAACAAAAUCAACGUUUCAGUGGACGAACAUCAAUGAAAUCUGAUGCUUUAGAUUCUCUUGACUUCAGCCUCACCCUGAGAAAACCUCACCUCUCCGACAGUGGAACCUACACCUGCAUCCUCAGUAAUGACAGAAAAGAGAUCAGAGUGACAGAUGUUCAACUGCAGGUCAAAGUUCAACAGGUUGAGGUAACGGUGCAGGAGGGAGUGGAGUCUGCAGUUCUGCCCUGUAAAACAACAGCUUACAUUGAGGAGGACGACACUGUGGAGUGGACCCGCUCUGAACCAGAAUUCAUGAUUGUCUAUGUGUAUCAGAAUGGCAGCAACAAAGCUAAAGAACAAGACAAGUUUUACUGUGAACGUACAAGAAUGAAUAAAGAGCAAGUAAAAAGUGGAGACCUCAGUCUGAGCAUCAAAUACCCCACAGAGAGAGAUGUUGGAGUCUACAUCUGCACCAUCUACAGGAAAAGUGACGUCGUCAGACAGAAAGUUAUUCUUCAUUUUGUCAAAGAGACAUUUCCGUCAUGGGCCAAAGGUUUCCUGGUUCUUCUCGUCUUUCUUCUUGUUUUUGGAGGCUUUCUCUUUCACUUCCGGCAAUAUCUCCAGUCAGUCUACAAAGUGGAGGUGGAUUCAGGAAUGGAGUUUGUUACGCUGCCCUGUAAAACCAUCGUUCGUCUCCCUGAAGACAUAAUAGUAACAUGGAGAAAUAACACCAGCCGAUUAGUCCACAUGUAUGAGUCCAUUUCCAAAGAGCUUGAAGAGCAGCACAAGCAGUACAAGAAACGAACUGAGAUGAAGGGAAAUGUAAAAUAUGGAGACUUCAGUUUGAUCCUGAAGAACCCGACAGACAGAGAUACAGACACCUACACCUGCACCAUCUCCAACAAAUGGGGGAAGGUCUUGAUCAAGAAACAAGUGCUGCUUGAUGUCAAAGCUGGUCCUGACUCUCUCAUCAUAUCCAUAGACUUUGGUUCAGCAUUCAGUGGCUAUGCCUUCAAUGCUAAACCCAGAGAGGAAGGAGGUGAGACCCAGAUAAAGAGAUGGGGUAAUGAACUUGGACUAGACACCCCAAAGACUCCAACCUGCAUCCUGUUUGAUGAACAUGAAGAAUUUCUGAAGUUUGGUUAUGAAGCUAAAACAGCAUUCACCAAUAUGAGAGAAGAAGAAGCUGGGAAACAUUACUUCUUUGAAAAUUUUAAGACGGCUCUUGAUUGCAGCGUAAGUUGAAAAAAGAUCAGGGACCUCAUGUAUAAAGUGUGUGUAUGCACAAAAAAUGUGCAGCCCAUUUUAUAUGCACAAGACGGCAGGUAUAAAAAUGAAUGUCAUGUGAAAGUUUGUGUAAAUAUAUGCAAACAUUUUACCUAAC
Molecule: messenger RNA, 1669 nt
Organism: Poecilia latipinna (sailfin molly)
Lineage: Eukaryota; Metazoa; Chordata; Actinopteri; Cyprinodontiformes; Poeciliidae
Exons: 6
Coding region: 55-1530 (491 amino acids)
Biological process (GO): positive regulation of T cell proliferation; T cell costimulation; immune response
Cellular component (GO): external side of plasma membrane
Source: RefSeq, a predicted model, not a curated record